Molecule: messenger RNA, 5293 nt
Organism: Bubalus bubalis (water buffalo)
Lineage: Eukaryota; Metazoa; Chordata; Mammalia; Artiodactyla; Bovidae
Gene: NCAPD3
Product: non-SMC condensin II complex subunit D3
Exons: 34
Coding region: 527-4975 (1482 amino acids)
Biological process (GO): meiotic chromosome condensation; mitotic chromosome condensation
Cellular component (GO): condensin complex; condensed chromosome, centromeric region
Molecular function (GO): histone binding
Source: RefSeq, a predicted model, not a curated record
GGCAGACAGCGGGGCGGCGGCGGCUCCUUCCGGUCUCCUGCCAAACCUGUCAAACACCAGUCCAGUAAAAUUCAGACCUAACGGUAUCCUUUCUAAAAAAGAGAGUCCUAUCUGACUGCCUUUUCUGCCUUUCCUGUGUUUAACCCGUUGACCGGUGGGCAGCUCCCCAACUCGGACGUGUACGCCUCCGCUUGCUGACUGACGGGUAAACGCGGCCCUUCGACAGGCCGCCUGACAGGCGGCAGAAGUGACAGUUACAACAGGAAGUGCCCUGCUUCAGCUUCUCUUCAGUGCGUCCGCCACGUAGGGAAAAGGAGCCCACAUUGAAGUGACAGCUGAAAACCAACCCCAACUUCAGCCGCGUGGGCGGUGCUCUCUCCCUUUGCGCAUCCGGCGGAAGGCCCUGCUGAUUGGCUGCCGUCCUGCCGGCGGGGCGCGGUGAUUGGUCGGUGCUGACCCUUGACGUCAGCGGGGCCUUCUGGGCGCGCGCGCCGGAGCAGCUUUGAAAGUGAGGCGAGCGGCCGUCAUGGAGGCUUGCGGGAACCUGGCGUGCGCCCUGCAGACCUGGUGCCCACUGGACCUCAGCCAAGAAUGGGUGGAUGGAGUAUGGGAACUGGAAUUCACGGAGACCGAGCCUCUGGAUGCCAGCAUAGAAGCAGAGAUUGUGCAGACUGGACUGAGCGCAUUCACAGAGCUUUACAGCGCAAUGCUACCUUUUGCUACUGAAAAACGUGAAGCUGCUGAGAGCAUUUGGACCUUCUUCAUGGAGAACAGAAUUUCCCACAAUGCGCUGAUGGCCUUGUUUCACCACUUCGUUUAUAAGGUCCUUAAGAAAAACGUCAGUGCUCAGCAGCAGGAAUUCGGCCUUCAUGCUGCCGGGCUGUAUUUUCUGCUAUUGGAAGUGCCAGGCAGCGUAGUCAAUCAAGUUUUCCAUCCAGUGAUAUUUGACAAAUGCAUUCAGAUUCUAAAGAAGUGCUGGCCUCAGGAAUCCAGCUCGAAUCAGAAAAGAAAGAAAGAGCAACCAAAGAACACUCAGGGCAGCUCACAGGAGAGCAGUAAGAGAGCAAGGCCCCACAGGAGAGAGGAGGUGGAGAUGGAUGAAAGUGCUCAAGAAGAAGAGGGUGAAGAGAGUAUUUUUUUUUCUUCUGAAGAUCGUCGUCAAAUUCGAAAUGUCAUCUUUCAAGUUUUGAAGAACUUUAUAAGGCUUCUUUCUAAAUUCUCCUUAAAAGAAAAGCCAGAGUGUAUACAGAAUUGUGUGGAGGUCUUUGUUGCGUUAACUAGUUUUGAACCAGUUCGUUACGAAUUCCAGGCUACGCAAGCCCGAAUUCUCAGAGAAAUGAAAUGUAUACCAGAACUGGCCUAUCACGGAUUGUAUUUGCUUUGUUCCCCUCUUCACAGAGAAGGAGACAAGGUUCUCAGAUACGUUUUGCAUCAAAUGCUCUGCAUAAUACUGAUGGUAGAAGUGGGUAAAGGCUCCCAUCACACCCCCCUUGCCAUCACACCUCCGGUUGUCAGCAGUAGGAAGCUGGCCGUCCAGUUUGUAAGUUUGCUGGUGGAUGAACUUAAAGAAAGCAUGUACCCAGUCCUUCGUACUCUACUGCAGCACAUCUGUGUCAAGGUGGUCGACAAAUCUGAGUACCGGACUUACGCAGCUCAGUCCCUGGUCCAGCUGCUCAACAAGCUUCCCUGUGCAGAAUAUGCCUCUUUCAUGGCCUGGCUUUAUGGAUUAACGCGCAAUGCCAAGGUCUCCCACCGGGUCUUCACUCUUGAUGUGGCCUUGGCCCUCCUGGAGCUGCCUGAACGAGAGGUGGAUGGCCCGCUGGCCCCCGAGCAUGAGAAGUUCCUGAAGCAUAAGUUCUUGGUUCAGGAAAUCCUGGUCGCCCGCUGUAAAGACAAGGCCCCGACGGUGCGCAGCAAGGCGCUCUCCAGUUUUGCACUCUGCUUGGAGUCCUCUGCCACAGCCCCGUCGGACAGCAUCCAGGAGCUCCUGCAUAACACUCCUGCAGUUCCAGGAGUACAGAGCCACCGACAGAGUCCAUCAACAAAUUCAUCAGCUUUUUCCUAUCAGAGGCAGGUACCUAACCCUUCUGCAGGUUCAGAGGUGAUCCACACAGACAGCAGUGGUGAAGGAGCCGGAUCUAUGGCAGAAAUGGGUUUCCUGGUGUCACUGAGGAAUAGGGUCGGCGACGAGAAGACCAGCGUCAGGAAGUCUGCGGUCCAGGUCCUGGUGAACCUCCUGAAGCACUGCGACGUCGCGGGUCUGCAGGACGAGCUCAGCAUCCUGCAGGACCGCUGCCGGGACGUCGCGGUGUCCGUCCGCAAGCAGGCCCUGCAGUCUCUCACCGAGCUGCUCCUGGCCCAGCCGCAGUGUGUGCAGAUACAGAAGGCCUGGCUGGGGGGCGUGGUCCCAGCCGUGACGGACGACGAGAGCAGCGUGCAGGACAAGGCCUUGGAGUGCCUGGACCGGCUCCUGCUGCAGAGCAUCCAGCACCACAGCGAGGGCCACGAUGCAGACGGCGGCCAGGCGCUCGCCUGGGCGCUGCUGACGCUGCUGGACACGGACAGCCGGAAGCUGGGCUGCUACUUAAACAAGGCUUUUCAUAUCUGGUCCCGGAAAGAUAGAUUCUCCCCCACUUUUGUAAACAACGUGCUCUCCCACACGGAAAAGGAGCACUCUGCGCCCGCCUGGAUGCUGCUCGCCAAGGUGGCUGGUGCGUCGCCCGUGCUGGACUACUCCACCGUCAUCGAGGCCUGGGAGAGGAUGAGCAGCCAGCAGAGCCCCAGUGAAGACACCUUGGGGCACAUCCUGUGUGUCAUCCGGCACAUCGCCAAGCACCUUCCUCAGAGCACCCGGGACACAGUGGCAGAUGUUCUCAAGAAAAAGCUGAAUGGAUUCUGCUGGUCGACAAUGUUGAUCACCCCAGCUGUUGACACUUUACAGAGCCUGUGCCGGGCAGCUGCAGGGACACCGGCGGAGGAGCAGGAGUUACUGGCGCAGGCGUCUGGGGACGUGCUCGCCACCUGCGUGCGCCACCUUUCCGACAUCAUCCUGAAGGAGGACGGGCUGGGCCGGAUGAGAGAAGACCUGAUGGUGAAGUAUGUUUUCACCUUAGGAGACAUCGCUCAGCUCUGUCCAGCCAGAGUGGACCAGAGGACCACCCUCCUGAUUCUGUCUAUCCUGGCCGCGUCUCCCAGCAGAGAGCCUCGGCCCCAGGCACCCCCGGGCAGCAGUGUGGCCCCAGCCUCCCAGCCCCUCUCCCAGGUCCAGGGCGUGGUCAUGCCCUCAGUGGUCAGAGCACACGCCGUCAUCACCCUGGGGAAGCUGUGCUUACAGCACGACGACCUCGCGAAGGAGAGCGUCCCCGUCCUGGCGCGGGAGCUGGAGCUGGGCAUAGACGGGAACGUCCUCAACAACAUCGUCAUCGUCCUGUGUGACCUCUGCGUCCGCUACACGGCCCUGGUGGACAAGUACGUCCCCACCAUCUGCACGUGUCUGAAGGACCCGAACCCGUUCGUCCGGAAGCAGGCGCUGCUCCUGCUCACGGGCCUCCUGCAGGAGGACUUUGUGAGGUGGAAGGGCUGCCUGUUCUUCCGCUUUGUCAUCACAGUCGUGGACCCGAACCCAGAGGUCGCCAGCACCGGGGAGGUCUGCCUGGUGCAUCUGCUCCUGAAGAGGAACCCGACCAUAUUCUACCAGCACUUCAUCGAAUGCAUCUUCCAUUUCACCGGCUAUGAGAAGCAUGAAAGUUUCAAUAGGUUCCCCCAGUCAGACAGAGAGAAGCGGCUCUUCUCCCUGAAGGGGGGUAAGAACAGGGAGAGAAGGAUGAGGAUAUACAAGUUCCUCUUGGAACACUUCACGGACGAGCAGCGGUUCAAUAUCACUUCCAGAAUCUUCGAAAACGUCCUGGCCUGCUUCGCUGACGGCGACCUGCCCCUGGACAUGGAAGCCAGCGAGCUGCUCUCGGACACGUUUGAAGUGCUCAGCUCGAAGGAGAUCAGGCUGCAGGCGCUCAGGGCCAGAGCAGACAGGGACCAGCUGGGGGAGGAGGAGGAGCUGGCCCCUGCCAGAGCGGCCCUGCAGGAGUCGCAGAAGAAGCUCCUCUCGCAGGUUCAAAAGAGGAAUUUAAUAGAAAUGAUUAUUCCAAUUAUCACCUCCCUGAAGUCUGCCCUAGAAAAGAACAAGAUCCCAGCUCUGCGAGAACUCAUGCUCUACCUCAGGGAGGUGAUGCAGGAUUACGGAGAUGAAGUCCAGGACUUCUUCACAGUUGACAAGCAGCUGGCCGCAGAACUCGAGUACGACAUGAGGCGCUACCAGGAGCAGCUGGCUGAGCAGCAGCAGCCGGUUCUGAGUUUGGAAACAAUUCCAGCUCCUGCUGGCCGAGAAAAAGACCCUGUGGCUGCUGCCGCGGACCAGCCGUUCACGCCCAGGCCCCACGCUGCACACACGGCUGCACCCCUGUCUCUGGUGCCCAAGGACAGGCCCAUGUCGGCAAGCACCAUGGACAUCCUGAGUUCCGUCAAGAAGGUCGUCGAGUCGCGCCGCUGGCACGGUAACCGGACCACGGGUCCGCUGCCCUCGGACAGUCGUCCUGAGAGCCCUGUGCCCGUGCGGGUCUUGGAGCUGGAGUCCAGUGGAGCUGACCCGGAGUCCAGCGGAGCUGUUGACUUCGAAACAAAGCGAGGGAUCAGCACCCCUGAGCAGACCAUCCCAAAUGUCACUUUUGGCUCGGAAAUCAGCUACAUCGUGUCACCGGGCCAGUCGCUUCCCCUCCAGAGCAGGAGCAGGAGGCGUGCCCCAGGAAGCCGGCGGGGCUCAAGAGCUGCAGGCCAGGGGGACAACGUUCUGUGUCUCUCACUGCCCGACAUGCCGCCCCCGCAGACUUCCCAGUGGAACGUGAGGUCUCCCUCCAGAAGCGAGGACCACAGUGCCUCCAGGAGGCCACGCCGCCAGGCCUCCAAGAAGAGGGCCAAGUGACCACCUCUCUGGGAGUUCUCACCUGGAGCCCCGGGGCCACCCGCCUGUUCAGCUCUGUGGCUGGUCAACACCUGGUUAAGAACUGUAACACACCAGGGAAAUGCCUUACGUAUUUAAUACGGACUUAAAUAUCCAAAAACAUCCAGCUCAUUCUAAUAAGCUCUGUUCUGGUCCCAGUCCAGAAUGUUGUCUCUUAGAAGUCCUGCUUCUGUUAGCUGUUUUCCAGUUCCUUAUAGUAAGGACACUGCUUCCUAUAUCUGUUAUCCUGACUGUAAUAUUUUUUCUAUUGUUAUUAAAUUGCAAACUUUUUAAAGCUUC